Messenger RNA from Linum trigynum, 3442 nucleotides. Lineage: Eukaryota; Viridiplantae; Streptophyta; Magnoliopsida; Malpighiales; Linaceae. The record is from the annotation of a GenBank genome assembly.
AUAUUUUACGCUUAUUUUAUAUUAAUAAAUUAAUUUUUAUUAUCCGACACACCAAUUCCAAAAUUAUGGGUUCGUCGUCACUGCCCACACUUAGUACGAGACUGAAUAUGAGUAGUGAAAUACUCGCCCGUGCAUUACCAUCUAGCACAGGUUGCUUAGUCUUGAUUUUGAACCCUAAAACGUUGGCACUACGAAGUUCUUUAAAAAAAAAAAAAGUCCUCCUUCCAAAAAGCGUAUUCCUGACUAAAUUCAGCAACAAUUUAUUAUUCCACAAAUAAAUAAAAAACAAUUUAUAAAAUAGAAAGAAGAAAGAAGCUCAUUCAUCCCCCAAGAAAGAAAAAGGAAAAACAAGGAGCAUCACUGCAUCAGUUUCAGUCUUUCAGACGUCUGGUUUCGUAAAUCCACCAGUCUCCUCUCUUCUCUUCUCUUUACUACAUUAUCUCCUUCGCUCCCGCCAUGACCUAGUGCCAAGUGCCCUCCUUUCUCCCUUCACGCCUCCUUUCCCUUCCUUUCCUUCCGCCUUUCAAUCAUCCCCAUCGCUCUUCUUCUUCCUCCUCCUCCUCCUUCCUCUUCUUAUAUAACAAAACCUCUGUUUCCAGCCCAACGCUCACAUUUUCCCUCUCCUCCAGCCUCAACUGCCUUCUUCGGUUCAGGGGAAAAGGAACCCAUCUGAAAGAAAAAGCAACAAUGGGACAGAAAACUACCAAAGCUCUGUUCUUUUUUCCUUUCUCUCGUGAGGCUCACAUGAAUUGCCACUGAUUCAGGCAAAAAAAAAAACCCCUUCUGGCCAUUUCUAUUUCUUUUAUUACUUUGGUCUGGUUGCUUCUUCAACCCGUUUUCUUUCUCCCCUCUUUUCCCACCCUCCCCAUUGCUUUCAUCACUUCCUUCAACCUCUAGCAUUUAUCCACAAAGAAGUUAAGUUCACAGGGAGAGGGAAGGUGGAGAAGGAGAUCUUGUGGUCCUCUGUUUCUAGCCCUUUUCCGUAAGGUUGAGAAACCUCCAGCUCCUCCCCAACUUUAGACGUUUAUUAUAAAAACCCACCAGACCCUUCUCUUUCCCAUAUAUUCAGUCCCUCUUCUUCUUCUUCUUCUUCUUCUUCUUCCUUUCUGCUUUGAAUACAGGGGGAGAUAAGAAAUGAACACUACAGGGGAGAUGUCCCCUGCAGCAGCCGGGGUUCCAUUCAACAUAGCCAGCCUGCUCUGCAGUCCAAUCACACUCGCAGCAGACAGAUCAAGCUUGUUACCGAUUCCUUCUCCUACCAGCAAUCUUAAUUUUCUCUCCACUUCUUAUCACUCCAUCAAUCCUCCCCAAACCAACACUGGUAGUAGCAAUACCAGCAGUGAGUGUGGUUCAGUGGAAGCAGGGGAGAUGAUGAAGGGAGGUGUUAUUCGUCGUCGCGUGUUCGAGACGACGGACAGCUUACCGCUGUGGGGGAUGACAUCAAUCUGCGGGAGAAGGCCCGAGAUGGAAGAUGCAGUUGCUGUAGUUCCGAGGUUCAUGAGCAUCCCAGCUCGGAUGUUGGGCAGCAGGGUCGAUUCGACCGCGCAUUUCUUGGGUGUGUAUGAUGGGCAUGGUGGUUCGCAGGUUGCGGAAUACUGCAGGAAGCGAGUCCACGAGGCGCUGUCGGAGGAGAUCGAGGAGCUCGCCAGAGCGGAUAGUGGAGAGGAGGUGUUGAAGAAGGCCUUCUUCAAUUGCUUUCUGAGAGUGGAUGCGGAGAUCAGUGGUGAUGGUGGUGGUGGUGGUGGUGCUGUUGAGGUAGCCCCCGAGACGGUGGGCUCGACAGCAGUUGUCGCCACGGUUUGCAGAACGCACAUCGUCGUUGCAAACUGUGGCGACUCCAGGGCAGUUCUUUGCCGCGGCAAAGCAGCUGUUCCGUUGUCCGUGGACCACAAGCCCGAUCGAGAAGACGAAUAUGCAAGAAUUGAAGGUGCAGGAGGCAAGGUGAUUCAGUGGAACGGAGCUCGAGUUCUGGGUGUUCUUGCAAUGUCAAGAUCCAUAGGUGACAGAUACUUGAAGCCGUGGAUCAUCCCAGACCCAGAAGUGAGAAUCGUGGAGAGAGCGAAAGAAGACGAGUGCCUGAUUUUAGCAAGCGACGGGGUGUGGGAUGUGAUGACGAACGAGGAGGCGUGCGAGGUUGCGAGGAGAACGAUUCUGAUGUGGCACAGAAGAAGAAGCAAUGGCCAGGAUGGCCAUAGUCAAGGCCAGACAAUGAUGUCCGACGAUUCGGGAGCUGACCCUGCAGCACAAGCUGCAGCAGAGUCUCUGUCUAACCUUGCUCUGCAGAGAGGGAGCAAAGACAAUAUAACAGUCAUUGUGGUGGACCUGAAAGCACAGAGGAAGUUCAAGAGGAAGACACAACAACCUCAGCAGUAGUAAUAACCUCAUCUUACCUUCUUAGGGCCCCUUUUUAGCCUUUUUACACAGCAGCAAAUGCAGAUUUUUAUUGCAGAUGCUUUCAUCGAAAUGACAUACAACGGCAGCUCUUGCUUCUUAGCUUUCAGUCUCAUGACUCGUAAUGCUUCCGCUGUAGCUGACGAUCUUUUACAUGUACAGUAAGAUCUUCAACACAUACAACAUAACUAUGCAAUUUUCGCUUUUCGGAUAAGUAGCACAGCAUCCUCAUCUUUGUAGCCAAUUGCUUGAGUACCAUGAUUUUUUACGGUAAGGAGAUGCAUAAAACACGGCAAGUAGCAGAUUGAACAGCUAACAGAGUUAGUAGAACACCAUUUACAUUACACAACACAGAUGUAUUAGAUACAAGAGAAACAAGCCACACCUUUCACACAAAUAGUACCCUGUUGUUUGUCAUAGAAGCAAGUUGUGGUAUUCUUUCCUCUGGCAACUCAAAUUGAAAUUAUAGAAGGGGGCUUCCCUUUCCCACAUUAUGAGAUAAUAACAACACCUCGCCCUAGUUACACUGCAGAGAAAGAUUUCGGUUUACACUACACAAAAUGUUUGAGCAAUUUGAUACUCAGGUAGAUGCUUCUUGACACCAUUGUUGCUUACCUGCCGCAUUUUUGCAGCUCAAUACUUGACAAGUUCAAAAUUUUAACUAGAUUAUUACUUCCUCGAGUUGUUUCAGAGUCGCCGUGAGCCCCCAUCUGGUACCAAAGUAGCAAAUGUAAUCAGAGCAAGUAACUUGCAUCGAAAACAAAACAUGAUUAUAUGAAUUUAGAUGAACCGACUGUUGAACACUCAAAACGCAGAGGGGAACUUUUAUACCGUUCAUUAUAUUAAGCUGUUAAGCUACUUCUAAAAGCAAAAACAAAUCAGAUUUUGCUGAAGAGCCUACGGUCCUAGGAUCUGAGCCAUGGACAUAACCUUGAAACUAUAAGCUUCAAUACAUUCACGGAUAAUAUUACUAAUCUCGUCAGCUCGAAUAGUUACCAUGAGUAUUUUCUUAUUUUUUGUUUGACUGUAGGAAUAAUUAAAAGAAGUAGAC